CAUCGGCCUGAGCCACGUCCAGCACCUCAGGGCCAGAACCGCCAAGCCGAGUGUGGCACUGCGCAGUGCAGUUACGCAAUGGCCGCCAAGAAGGCAGCACAAAAGGAGGAGGGCGACGAGAAGGAAGAGGAGGAGGAGUUUUUCGUGGGUGAUGCCGUCAAGCUGAGUAGCGUCAGCGCAGAUGUGAAGAAGGCGCUGGGCGACGUCGGCUUAGCAUGGGAGGCCACCACCAGCACCUACCUCGGACAAACCGGCCGUGUGAAGACGGUGCAGAUGAAAGAGGGCAAACAGGUGGUGGAGGUUCAGUUCGGGUCUGGUACAGAUGGUCCGACGCUUACCAUUGGAGCAGCUGCACUGGAAAUUCUGGAUGAGGAGGAUGAGGAGGAAGAGGACGAUGACGCAGAUCAGCAGGACGAUGUUGACCAGGAAGCUGAAUCUGAUCACGUGUAUAGGGUCAACGAGAAAGUUCGGGAUCUGACAAAACCAAAGGGCAAAUGUGCCACAGGCAUUGUUACCAAAGUGAGCGACGACGGAAAGUGUGAUGUCAAGUAUGAUGACAGCAGCACACGCAUUGGCAUACCCAUCAAGCAGCUAUCUCCUUUGGAACAAGCAGAGCGAGAUGGCACGGGGCUUUGCUUCUCGAGCGCCUUCAACGAGUUCGACUUCACCACGGGCCAGUUGCCCACGGGGGUGGAGGCGGUGGGCGAGGGCGCCGAGCUCCAGCCGGGCCGCGGGGGGGAGACGGUGCUGGUGCUCCGAAAGGGCACCUUCCUCAGGCUGCCUUUCAAGGGCAUGCGCCAUGAGCGGCUGCGGCCGGGGGAAUCCAUCCCGGCCUACACGCUGACUCUGGAGCUGCAGUUGGAUACCCAGCACCCGCAGCUGGAACAUCCCUGGUCCCUGUACCAGGCCAGCUUUCCAGAGGUUCACGAGACGGAUGAGCUGAGCCUCAUCGCAAAGGCGCGCACGGAAUUCCCUUCCUGGAUGGUUGGCACGGACAUUGACGGCCGAUUGCCCGUGACACUGGAGAUGGAUCCCAAGUCGAAGAUUUUGGCCGAGCUGCUGCCGGGCACAGUCCUCCAGCAAUGUGGCGACGUGGUGCGUUUGCCCACCGGCGCGCGGCGAGUGCCGGUGAAAUUCAAGCGCAAGGCCCUGACAGCUGUGGAAGAGGAGGAGGUCACAGCCUCACAAGCUAAGAAGCCGCCCAGUAAAGCUGGCGGCGCCAGCGGACUUUUCAGCAGCCCAACCCCCUUUGGGGGUGGCGACCAGGAGGAAGAGGAUGAGGGUGACGCGGGGGAUGAUACAUCACACCACGGGCGGCUAACGGAAGACGAGGUGGUCAUCGAGCUACAUGCAGGCUACUGGGGAAGCAGCGGCCGUCCAGGCUGCGCCACAACAGUGAAGGUCUCAUCCAACGGCAUUGCCAGAACUUUCACCUUCUUCCCCGGCGUGGAGCAUGGGGCCGUGCGCAUCGAAGGCGAGGCUGACGCAGACAUCGGCUUCACUCCUGGCCUGCAGCGGUAUCACAUCCUGCAGCUGACGAUGCGUCUCUCGGGGUCCCACACCUUCAGCAUCGGGGACGGGGCGGACCCCACCAACACCUGGACCACGGAGUUCCGCCUCCAGGGCUGGCUGGACGACCUCUACGGCGCGGCCGCGGUGUCGGUCUACGACCCGGAGGACCGGGAGCUGGAGGUGGGCCACGAGGUGACCUACCAGGCGGAGGGCGAGCACAAGCUGCGGCUGGUGCGACAAGGCGACCAGACCUUCGAAACCGAUGAGUUGGACCCCCAGGGCUGGGUCACUUUCAAUCGCACCUGCCUGGAGCCGGUGGACAGGGCCAACACCAAGGCCUCAAGGCACCCCACCUGCCACCUGAAGGUCAAGGAUAAGAUCUUGGACCGGCGGCUCUUCCCGGGAAGGUGGCAUUCCCUGACCGUCACGGUGGACAGCGUGCGCGACGAGAUGUGCUUGUAUUUGGAUGGCAUUCAGGUUGAAAAGGCCAUUGACAUCUUCGAGUCCAGCCUGUCACGAGGACUUGGCGGCAUGGGAGGUCGAGAGGGCGGAAAAGAUCGAAGGAAGGGCGUAUCCGAAGGCGGCGGCGAUGCCUACGCAGAAGCCUAUGGCUAUGGCGGGUUUGGUUACAUGACGCCAUCUCCGUAUGCUGUGCCACAAGAAGGCUUCCUGCUCUUCGCCAGCAGCGGCAUUCGUGGCAUGCCGGGAGGCGCCAAGCUGCGCAAGGCGAUCUUCCGCAACAGCGUUCUGAACGCAAAGACCAUUGAGGACCAAUACGUCAACUCGCGCCACAAGAAGCGCCCCCCUCAGAUUCCGCAGCACUUGUCGCUGGCACCGAUCAUGAAGAAGAAGGCACAACCUUUGUGGAUCCAUGGGUCCUUUGUGGCAGAGUUUUGCAACCCUUUCGUCCCCGCAGCGGGCGGCUCACCUCAGCACCUCCACGGCAUUUUCUGCAUGGCCCUGGAUGCGGUGGUGGCCAAGAUGAGUGAGGGGAACCUGUGGACAGCCAGCGAUAUUUCCGGCUGCAAGCGCGUGCUGGGACUUUUCCAAGACCUUGAGCCAUUGAUGCGCAAGUGGCACAACUUGUGGACCUGCAGUGGGGCGGAUCAGCUGCCAGGACUCUCAGCCAUCUUCUUGCGGAGGCUGGGACAGGCCCGGGCAGAGCUGCUGCCUGGGGGCCGCCUGCUGGUGCCACUGGGCAUCCGUCUCCAGAGGAGCGCGCAGAUGCUGAUGCUUAUCGUUGAGCGCAAAGCCAGCGGCAACUAUCGCUUCGUCGUGGUGAAUUCCAGCCACAUUGGCCUGGCAUACCAUUCCACAUACGCCGGGCAACCACCGAAGAUCCGCUAUCGCACCGCCUUGGAGCUGGAAGAUGUGCCUGCGACCCGGGCAGAGGACGAGGGCUUUUGGAUGAUGCUGGUCGUCACAGCAGUGCAGCCAUGUUCAGAACUGUCCCUCUAUGACAAGCUGCUGCCAUGGCUAGCGGGAGCACCCCUUGAGCAUGUGCUGGCCACUUCAUCCCCAACCUCGGCGGCCACUCAAGAGUGGCGCUCCUCGCAGUGUGCAGAAACAGAUAGCUGGCGAUAUUUGACCUUCACCAUGCGCGUGCUUUUGCUGGAGGUUGCUGGAUUCACAGCAUCAAAGGCAAAGCUUCUAAAGUGGCAGCUUCGCGAGCAACUUCUUUCUUUCGCUGCCUCGGACCUGGCGCAGGCCCGGUCCUUGUCCGUCUCUGAGAAGCGGCUGCUGAGACUUGGGUUGUCGCAGCUCUCCUUCGGGGCCGUGAAGACCAGUGGGCUCAUGGAGAUAGAAGCGUCCAAGAAUGGCCAGGAGGCGCUGAGCCUUGCCAAGCAGAAGUCCAUGGGGGUCCUGUCCAAGACCCAGUCUGCGGUGGCGGAGAUCGAGGCGGCCAUCGCCCGGAAGCCGCGGCCCUAUGGCUUUGAGGAUGCUUCCGUGCUUCCUUUGCUGGACUUGGUGCAGGGUGCUCAAGAGGCCCCAGCAGAGGAUUGGGGCUUGCAUCCCUUCUUCGAGCGCUUGCUCAGGGAGCAGCGAAGUCCGGGGCAGAAGGUGGGUGUGCCGCUCCUGGUGCCGAUCAACCUCUUGGAGAUGCCAGAGACCAUCCCCGACUUGGAAGCGGCUGUGCGCACACUGCGGCUCACAGAGGAGCUUUGUGCGAAGCUCUGCUUCGUGGGAUAUGAGCGCUGCAAGUUCUCCAGCUUCCUGCGUGUUGCGCUGCUGCAGCACGUUUUCACAGAGCUUCUCCCGCUGCCCCUGGGGCCGCUGGCAGAGAAGCCGCCCUUGAGCCUGACCGACCCGGUGUGGGCUCCCAAUGGCAACAACGGGCUGCAUCCACAACUGACGCGAGGAGGCCAGCUGGAGUUGAUGCAUGUUCUCCUGCGGCUGGCGGAGCACUUCGUGUCGGCGAGCUGCUGCCUGCAUGCCUCCAAGGGCUUCGACGGCGUGAAGAUCGUGGUCCUGGGCGCCAUCGCCGCCAUUGCCGACCGGGUGCUCCGCACUCGCACGGUGCUGCCGGGCAUCCCGAAGCAGAAGGACGGAGCUGUGGAAGCAGAGGCAGAGCCCCACCCCAGCACCGUCACAGAGCUGCUGAACGGAGAGGGCAGCAAGGGCUGGAAAGCCAUGGCGGUGGACCCCACGUCCUUCAUGCGCCAGAGCGAGACCAUCGAAGCCACCACGCCGGAGAUUUCGGUGGCCCGCACUGCGGUUGCCAGCUACUUCGCCGAAGUGAAGAGGUCGCUGGAUGUGCCCAGCGGCAAGGAUCGCACCCUCUUUGACUGGGACCAGCAUGGCUGGAUGAUGUGGGUGCAAAAGGAGUCAGGCCUCAAGAAGUUCAUCCAGGCGCUAUGCUCGCAGCAUUUGCUGCAGGCAAGAGGCGACUGGGGGCAGCUGGCUGCUGGCUCCGACCCCUACGUGGUCCACACCUGGCCAGAAUUUCUGUGCUAUCGCGAUAUCAUAUUUUACUGGAAGUACUUCCUUUGCACGGAUCUCCGAGUUUUUCCAAAGGUGAACGAGUACACACCCCAGAACGCGUACCUCAAAUGGAACGUGGUUGAUGAGCAGAAGGCAUACGGGUGUCCGCCCAACCGAGGCAAGGUCUUCAUGGUCACUGGCAUGGGCAAGGAGCAUUUGUUGAAGCACGAUGUGCCGCCACACCGGCCAAAGCCGGCAGCCAGCGGCCUUCGCUGGCCCUCAGCAGCGCUGCCCUCGCACCACACCAAAACGGCGGUCAGAACUGAAGACGACCUGCUGUACAUGCGCACGCUGCCCACCUUCAAUGAAAUGUUGCGGCCGUCAGAUUCGGAGGCCCUGCUCUCCUUCCUGACGGUCCCCUACAUCAGGAUGCCGCUGGUGCUGGCGUUUUUCACCACCGGGGACAGGGUCAACAGCCUCUUCGACCGCGGACUGCAAGAGAUUCUGGAGGCAGUGGUGCUGGAGCCGGGCAAGCUCUUGGAGCCCAUGCACUGGUCCGUCGCACCUGAAAACGUGCCUGCCAACUCCUCAGCCGAGCAAGAGCUAGUAGCCUCCCCCUACGGCCAGCUGCUCACAGAGCUGUCCUGUGCUCCUGGGUGUCUUCUCGCCUACUUGGCGAAGCUUCUGGAGUUGGCCUUGGUGCUGGCAAACUCGGCCAUGAGCCAAACUGUGGGCACCAUCCUGUUUGUGCUUCGUGUAGCAGCUCGCGUGGAGUCUUCUGCGGUCUACUUGCUGCAGCACUCCGAGGGCAAGCUGCCGGCCACGGGGCCCCGGCCUGGGGCGCUGCCCUGCAGUGCCGCGUCCCUGGCGGAGCUGCGCGCAGGGCGCCAGAGGCUGCGGGCCAUCUUCCAGGAAGCGGAGGGCUGGCUGGACGCCUGGCUGGAGGAGCUGCAUGGCCUGGCCCGGAAAGCAGCGGCUGCAGCAGCAGGCGGAGAGGACGGCAAGCCUACAGGAUUUGGCCUUGGUCCACAGUCGAAGUCAAGCGCCCAGCAAAGCCUAGACAAGUACAUGAAGACGUGCUGCAACAUUCAUGCUCACCUCCUGGUCUUGCUUCGGAACGUGCCUGAAGAGGAACUGGAUGAGAGGGCAGUGAGCCGGAUUCUGUCAUCGUUUUCUUUCCUGUCGCUUCACCACACCUUCAAUCAGAACUUCUUGGACAUCCCUGAGACGGAGCUGUUCGAAGUAUUCCAGCAUCACAGGCGUGGCUUGGUGCGAUGGUUCGAGAAGCAGCGAAAGAACAAGGAGUACGCUCGCUUCAACCGCGUGCUGCAGGAGGUUCACGAGCAGUUCUCGACGAUCGACUCCUCGAGCGCUGUGGACACAGCCCUCUUCGAAUGGGGGGUGGUGAAAGGUGAUGCUCGCAACGCAGGACGCUAUGCGAUCAUCGGUCCUAAGCGGUCUACCGCUGAGCGGGGGGACGUUGCAACCACUGCCAGCAACGACAACGCGUGGAUUGAGCUCAACAUUCAGCUACUGCAGGUGACAGUACGUGGCCGCCAUGUGACUCCUUUGGAGACCGACACCUGUGACGACGAAGACUUCAAAGAGGUGUUGAAUCAUGGAGCGGGCCGCAAGGCGGAGACAGUGCAGUGCGCGGCGCUACUGAGCACCAACCUGGUGCGCGUGAGGGAGCUGCUGUCCCAGCCCUAUCGCAUCACCCGAUGGGAAGGCGUUCCAGCUGCCAACUUGCCCUUUACUGGCGAUUAUGUCCGACUGUACGACAUGGAGGAUUUUGAGGAGCACGAAGCCUGGGUGCCACAGCUCUUCGAACCUGUCAGGUUGAAAUUCUUCGUCCGCCCCGUGGUGCCGCAAGACACUUUAUUCUUCUUGCUGGAGGAAACGGAUCCCAGUGCCUCUGUAGUCCUCCUUGCCGCUGUCAAUCCAAAGGUACGUGGGAAGGUGUGGAAGGAGGUCUUGGUCUUCCGGGAUCUCCGUGCCGUGCAGAUCUUCAAGAUCGACUCCUACGGGCACCAGCACUACCGGUCCCUUGAGUACACCACCAAUGCCCGGUACUGCCUCGCCGAAAAACAGCCCAGCCCCAACGACAGAGAUGAGCCCUGGCCAGACUGGGGCCGCUACGAGGCAGGAGCUCCAGAUUUGAACUUGCAAGACAAGCCACCCAGCGUGGUGAUGUCCCGCACCAUCGUGAAGGAUGUCAAUGGGGACGGAAGUGCAGGGGCGGGGACUGGCAAGAAAGAUCCGCUGGAUGACCAGGAGGAGUGGUCAGAUGGCGAGCCAAGUGAUGAUGAAACUGAACAGGAGAAGAAGGAGCGAACUGUUUGGGAGCGCUCGCAGAAGGAAGGAGAACAAUACCUUCCAAAGCGAUUCCUGAAAGGUUUGCUUCCGGAGGGGCUGCUGCAGAAGUACUUCAUCUACCAGGAGAACGACACACCUUGGCGUGCCAUCCGGGGUUAUCCAAAGACUCCAGAGGGUGAAGAGGAGAAAGAUCCGGACCACAUCUUGGAGAUCAAGCUGGUGAAGGUUGGCAAGGUCCCUGCCACAGGCCACCGAGGAUGGUGUGCCCUGGUGCGGAAGCGAUGGAAGGCUGCAGGCAGGAAGCCUUGGUAUUUGCUGAACCUCCUCUAUGCCAAGGAGGGCACUCCGUUGCAUUCCAUGGCCAGGACGCUUGUGCGUUUGGAGGACCUGUCCUUCAUCCUGGCCUGGACGGAGCAAGAUCCCCGUGACCCAGACACCCGCCGGGAUCCCUCCAUCCACCUCAUCGAGAUGCCGAGGUUGUUGCUGUCCUUCUCGGUGAAGCGCGCCGCAGACGGGUCCCGCGGUCUGUGGAGCAUGGACCACGCCGAGCUCUCCGUGCCCCUGGGCCCUCCAACCUUCGCCAGGACACAGGCGGCGAAGCUUUUGGAGCCCAUGCCGCACUCGCUGCUGCUGCAGACCGCCAACCAGCAGUUCUUCGCGCUGCUGCCGAACAUCAAGGUGCACCGCCCCCACGUGGGAUCUGACCCCUUCUCCACUGAGCUGGUGUUGGAGCGAGGGAACGAGGACUGGUGGGCCAGGGCCAAGAACAAGACCUUUUUGUAUCCGGUGCAUGCGUCGCGCUCUUUCCUGCAGACGCCAACGCUGGCCUCAGCACUUUACGUGAUGAUGCUCAGGUGGAUGCACAGAGACUAUCGUGGAGUAGCAGCCUUGGUCAGCGGAGUUGGCACAGAUGCCAAGUACGAAGAUGAUGAAAUGCAGAUUUUCAAGCACUUGGGACGCAUCACUGACCCACAUCCAGAUUCACAUGCCAAUCGCCUGCGAGUGUCGCUGGCGGUUGCUGACGCAAACAUGGAGUUGCCAUGGGAUUUGCUGGAUGAGACAGCGGGCUAUUUGAGAAAGCUUGCCCACGUGACUGCCAGGUCGCGCUUGUCCGAGGAUGACGAGCUCAGAGCGCUGCAACUGUGCACGCAGAUCCGCAAGUGCCUCGAGAUCAUCGAGAAUGAGGUUGGUGUGCUGCGACAGCGCUUUUGGGGACAAUGGGGCGCUGCUCGCAUCAAGCGCUUCGUGGAGCUACUGGAGAGUGAAAAGGAGCGGAAGCUGGCCAACUUCCAAGAGGCCCAGGAGAUCGAACAAUGGCUCCGGCAGCUGUUGCGCAAGAUGAGGGCCUCCCAGCUGCCGCAGACGAAAGAGGAGAUCCGAUCGAUGUCCUUAAAGGUGUUUGGAGACUACGAGGUGGCGCCGGACGUGGAGCUGGCGCUGGACAACCGUUGGAAGUAUCUCGAGCGCCUUGGGGGGCGAGAUGGUGCUCGCCCUGGUGAGCCCCUCCUGCUCAACUGCCCGCACAGAGCAAGGGAAUCCAUGUGGCAGACGCACCAAGACCAGAAUGUGCUACUGUGCUCGCUCUUCGAUUUGCUGUGGGAGGUGCUGGGGGCAGAGAAGGUGCUGCGCAGAGACGUCGAAGAGGAAGAGGGCCCAGAAAUUCCGAUGAUGAGGCGGCUGCCCUUUCCCAUGGCCAUCAACACAGCUUUUGAGAUGGUCCAGGGCAAGAUGACCUUGAAGGACUAUGGCAGCGCACCGAAGACCUGGGCUUUCCUCUACUCGCUCUUCACCUGCAGCACAGGGGCACGCCUGAGCCGCGCCAAGGAGACACAGCCCUCGCACCAGCACACCUACUCCACGCUGCUUCUUCACCUGAUGCCGGGAAGCCGCCACCACGGCGUGCUGGCGUCCCUGCUUCACAUUCUAGCACAGAACCCGGCCAUUUGUGAAGCGAUGCCAAUGCUGACAAAGCCAAAGAAGGUGAGACUGGUUGGGCAGUGGAAACUCAAGCUCACAGAGAUCCACCAGUUCGUGGUGCAAGCCGCUGACGCCAUGAGACUCAUGUGGCCCCCUUCGCCUGAGUCCUUCCAGGAGCUCCCGAGGCCGAUGCAGUCCCCGAUGGACAAUGCCUGGCUGCAGCGGCUGAAGCAGAACCAAGGCGGUCUGUGCGCGCGCCUUCUUUUUGCACCGGAAGUGCCUCGUGAAGGUGCAUGUAUCCUGGGCUCUCCAUCACUGGCAGUCCUGGACUGCACUGAGCGAUCCCUCCAAGGAACUGCUGACAUGAGCAGCGAGGAAGCCGAAGCAUUGGCGACCACUCCCUUGGGCCACAUCGCCCGCGCGCAUUUGGUGGAGUCGCCUCCAAGCAGCUUGCUGGCUGAGGAGAUGCCCUUCGACCUGUCUAACCACCCCACCGCAAAGCAUCGGGUUGCCAUCAGCAUGCUCUCCCGCUUGGAUCGGGAAGUCAAGCUAUGCGCCCAAAUGCGCAAUGCUCGCCAGAAGCCUGCCUUGACUUCGCUGCAGACCGCCAAGGUGAAGGCCAUCGCAGACGGCGACAUGUCGGCGUUGGAAGAGGCCAGGAAGCAGAUGAACAAGCUUCGGGAGGAGUUGCUGGCCCUGAAAGCCAAGGAUGAGGAGUUCGUGGCCAUGGCAAUCGACAAAUCCUUCGGUGAUGCCAACAACAUCGAUUUGAGCCUGGAGUCUGGCUCGCCUCUUCGAGACCGCCUUCGCUUCUGGCUGCUCCGCUAUGCUGACCUGGAGGCUACGCUAUGGUUCGAGCACCUUUGCUGUGGCCUUUUGAGCCCACAAGCGGAGAGGGAUUUCACCCAGCUGAACCCCUUCCUCAGCGCCGAUGCAGCUGCAGGUUUGCUGAGCCGCUUGACCCAGAUGAUGUUGGUUGCAGGCCGCAUCAUACAGACUUGCCGCGCUUUGGACAGCUGUCAGGACCUGGCAGACCUCCUGGCAAACCCGGAAGCUGCCGGCUCCUCACUGGCGCUGGCUGCCGGCUUGGGGGAGAAGGCCAAUGUGCUUUGCGGCCUUUUGGCAUCCAAGCGCACCUACGUUCAGAAGGCGGCCAGUGCUGAUGGAGGCUUCAAAGGCAUUUUUGAUCCGCACUACCUGGUCUUUGAAUUCGUGACCGGCUUCUUGCUGCGGCCCCGCCAGGUUGAGAUGGUGAACGAAUUCUCAGACGCCUUGCGAUCAGGCAAAUCAAGCGUCAAGCAGAUGAUUAUGGGUGCUGGGAAGACCUCCGUGGUGUCCCCACUGCUUGCGCUGAUGCACGCAAAUGGCAGCCGUAUCGUCUGCCUGGUGGUGCCUCCUGCUUUGAUCAGCUUGUCACGGUCUGUCUUGCAGAACUGCUUCUCCACGGUGGUGCAGAAGCGCGUGUCCACCUUCAAGUGCGAUCGAUCCCUGGACUUGGAGGUGGCACUGUCUGAACGUCUCGGCCGCAUCGUCAGCCAUGGCGACAUCCUGCUUACGACGCCCGGGGACGUCAAGUCAUUAGAGCUGCGGUUUUUGGAGCAACUGGACUUGGCCAACGAUCGACAAGCACGCCGCAACACCACGCAGAUGAGGCGUGAAUGCGUGCAGAUGGGCAGAGCGCUGCAGUUGAUGAAGGAAGGUGUUUGCAUGAUCGAUGAAGUGGAUUUGGUGCUUCACCCGCUGCGCUCGGAGCUGAAUUUCCCCAUCGGGCCCAAGAACCUCAUCGAGCACGCGCCGGAGCGGUGGCGGGCUGUGCUGCAUUUGCUGGACGGCUUCUUCAGCGUGGAGAAGGGCCGCGUGCCGCCCCACCUCAAGGACUCCCUGCGGGCCAAGGAGAUUCUCCAAACCCUGGGAGAGAUUAUUCGCAGUGGCUGCGAGCGACGCUACUUGCAGUGCAACCCGCACCUUAUCCUGCUGAGCGAGGAGUUCUACCACAAGGAGGUGAAGCCAAUUAUGUGCGACUGGCUCAUGCUGUGGUUGUCGUCAGAGCAUGUGGGCCGCGCCUUCGAGCAGCCCUCCGGCGACCGCGAGGACCGAGGCCUCUCGGAGGACGAGGUGAGGGCGUAUCUGCUGCACCGCGUGACUCCCCAGCGCUUGGAGCUGGAAGCGUCCUUGGAGGUGUGGCAGGGCUGCCUGGCGCGUGCCGGCGGCGGCAGCACCAUGGCGCGGACUUCCUCCGCAUGGAUCUUGGACGUGCUCAACGGCGCUGUCGGCACGAAAGCUGGCCCCGGACGUUUGGAGCUGCCGCGCCCGGAAACGGGAGGAGGCGGCUUUGAGCCAGUGGCCCGGUCCUCCUACCUGGCCACACGCCUGGAGCCGCUGGAAAAAGGGAACGUGCGGCUGGUGCUGGAGGAGACCCAGGCAGGGGCAGAUGUCCGCGGCCAACGAGUGGAGAGGCUGCCUGCGAAGGAUGCAAAGUCCAUGAACCUGAGCCUGGGCUGCACCGGUUUCCUGCGUAUGUCUCAGCAGCUGUUGGAGACAUAG
Messenger RNA from Effrenium voratum, 11211 nucleotides. Lineage: Eukaryota; Dinophyceae; Suessiales; Symbiodiniaceae. The record is from the annotation of a GenBank genome assembly.